GCUAGCCUUGGCAAAAAAAAAAAUCAUCAUUGAAAAUUAUAUUUAAAAAUCGAUAAAAAAUACAAAUAUAUAUUUCUACACACAACGGUUUCACUUUGCAAGUUGUAUACAAAAUAAAAAAAAUACAAAAAUUAAAUGGAAUAGUUACAGUUAUUCAAAAAAUUGAUCAAUUAUUUGGGCCACAAGUAGAGCCCCCAGAUAAAUUUAAAAAAAAAGUGCAAAUCAGUGUGAAAAUAAAAUAAAAAAUUAUAAUGCCGUCAAACAAACUAAUUAAAAAUGGAUUAACGCAUUUAAUAAAAUAAUUUGAGAAAUAAUUAUCAAUGGGAUUAUACUUGAGAUCGUCGAAAGUACAUCAAUUUUUGAAUAAAAUUCAUUAACUUUAAAGUGUUUCAUUUGCGAUUUGUACGAUUUUCUUAUGUGUAUAGUCCACCUAGGAGAGCUCCGACCUACAAGAACCACGACGGGGACAUCUAACGCUGCAGCUAACAGAUGAGCCCCAACAACAGAUGUCAAUUGCUGCAGCCGAAAAUGCAGGGCUUAGCCCAAGUGACUUACCAGAUCAUUGGGCCUCAGGUACAGCAAAUCCAGCGACCUCAAACAGCAGCAGCAUCAAUAAUUCCAUUGGUGGCAACAACAAGUACAGCAACAGCAGCAGCAACAUUUCGGUCUGCAACCUGCCACGAUCAUCACCGGCCGCUGCCACAGCAGCCGUUACAAUCUCUUCGGCCGCGGGCGGCAUUGGUGGCAACUUGCUGAGCGGAUUGCAUCGCGGACUGGCACUCGGCACGCAUCCAUUGCAGCGCGCGACGGCAGCCAGUGGAGGCGGAGCUGGUGCUGGGGGCGUGGCAGGAGCCACCACAGCAGCGGCGCUUACACUCCAGCAGCAGCAGCAACAGCAACAACACCAGCAACAGCAACAACAAUUGGCCUACCAGCAACAUCAGCAGCAGCAACAGCAGCAACACCUCAACUCGCACCAUUCUAUCCAAAAUAAGGCAGCGGCUAGUGCCGCGGCACAUCCGGCAAACAUUGCAGCAGCGCUGCAGCGAUCGGCCGCCAUUAUGAAUGCGGUGGCAUCGCCGAUCUCAGCCAGCUCUGCGAACUCAGCGACGCCCGGCCGGAAGAUACGACGCAAGACGGAUUCAAAGGUCAAUCUGCCACAAUCUCAAAUCAACAAGUGCAACAAUGAGAAGCGGCGUCGCGAGGCGGAAAAUGGCUAUAUCGAGCAGCUGUCGGAGAUAUUAACGCUGAACAAGCGUGGCGAUAUGACCUCAACGAAACCGGACAAGGCGGCUAUACUAAACCAAGUAGUUCGAACGUACCGUGAGAUCUGUGACAAGGGCCAAAAUCGUGAUAUAUCCUCCACGUCGACUAACAACAACUCCACGACAACGACCAACAACAACAAUACGAAUAGCAACAAUAACAAUAAUAACAACAACAACAACACCAGCAAACCACAAGCAACCUCAACACGCUGCACCCGCUGCGCCACUGACAACUGUUCAAUCCAUCCGGUGCAACAGGGUGAGGUCUCCUCCACGGAGCCACCGCAUCCGGAACCAUCGCUACUCCUCGGCCAAGUGCCCGAGAUAUCGGCAUACUUUGAGGCACUCGAGCACUAUAUCAGUGGCGUGGGUUGGGUCCUGUUGCAGGUGAACGCCAACGGCAUCAUUGAGUCCUGCACCCAGAACAUCCGCGAGCUGAUCGGCUAUGAGAAGCAGGAGCUCUACCACCAGCCGCUCUACAUGUACCUCUAUCACGGGGAUCACGCCAAGCUAGAGCCGAUCAUCAACAAUAUGUACAGCAAUCCAAACGGUGGCGGGAGCAGUUCCAACAACAACAGCAACUCGGGUCCGGGCGGCAGUAGUGGAGUAGGAGGUGGCGGUCCCACGGGCUGGGGUGAUCUCGAUGAGCUGAACAACGGCAAUGCGUCUCAACACUCGGCGGGCUCAAAUUCCAGCUCCGGCGGAGGUGCCGGAGGAGGCGGUGGAGGUGGUGGCGGAUCGGGGGGCGGCAAGUCGAAGCGCAGCAUUUCCACCAAGGUGCGCAUGCUAGUCAAGGACACGCGAACGGCCACCCAGACGUCGUCGAACUGCGAGCCAGGUCUGGAGCAGAAGCCACUGCGCCAGUCCGGCCAGCAGGACAAGUACGAGGAGGUGGUCCUCAUAGCAGCUCCUGUCAAAGACGAUGCGGAUGCCAGCAGCUCUGUGCUGUGCCUGAUUACCCGACCCGAGGAUGAGUCGCCGCUGGAGAUCAACAUGCAACAGCACGUGCAGCAGCAGCCGAUCGAGCAGAUGACCUUCAAGCUGGACAUUCACGGCAAAAUACUCAGCCUCGAUCCGACGGCUCUGCGGGAGCCGUUCAAGCAGCACCUCCAGACGUGGGUGGGUCGCCUGUGGCAGGAUCUCUGCCAUCCGCACGACCUGUCCACCCUGAAGUCGCAUCUCCGUGACAUCCAGGACUCGGCCAGCGCCCAUUCCCCCGGCUCGGGGGGAACGAGACCCUCGGCCCUGCACAUACCCAAUGUGGUGUCGCGUCCGUUCCGGCUGCGACUGGGAGCGCCCGACGUCUAUGUGCAUGUGAAGGCCAACUCGAGACUGUUCCUCAACCAGACGCCCGGCGAGGAGGACUUCAUCAUGUCCGUGCAGACGCUGCUGAACUCCGAGAACGACAUGAACAGCAACAACACGGGCUCGGGAGGAGCAGGCGGUGGCCUGGGGUUGGGUCAACUGUGCGCCAUGUCGCCGGGUCCCUCGCUGGCCAGCUCCCUGCUGAGCAGCCUGUCAAUGGACGGACUGCACGGGGGCGCGGGAUCUGGCUCUGGCUCCGGGUCCUCCUCCUCGCCGGCCUCCGGCAUGCUACCCACCCAUCUGCUGGGCGGACUCGUGGGCGGCGGCCAGCAAGGAGGCGGCGGCAACAGCACGCAGACCACGAGUGUGGGCGGACCCCUGAUGAGCAGCGCGAUCAUCAACGGCAGCGGGCUGCAGCAGCAACAGCAGCAGCAGCGGUCGGGCGCCAGCUCCUCGGCCAGUUCGUCGGCGAAUGCGUUGGUGAACGCGUUUACGGCGUCGCCGGCUCCCGGGGAGCACGGCUUCUUCGGGAGCGACACCUUCGAAUUCGAUAUUGCAGCACAUUCCUCAUUCGACAUGGAUCCCAGCGGCGGCGUGGGAGCCUGGACGGAUUCGCGGCCCAACUCGCGGGCCUCGGUGGCCACACCGGUCAGCACACCGCGUCCGCCCUCCGGACACGGCUUCAGUCCGGCCGUGUGCGCCUCCCCGGCCACGCCCUACCAGCUCUCCUCGCACUCCGCCGCCAGCCUGCCGUCGCCCCAGUCGAAUGCCAGCGCCGGCGGUGGCAACUACGGCUUCAACUUCCAAUCCUUUGAGGCGGGCGAUGUGAAGCCGGAGAAGGAUGUCCAACAACAACAACAGCAGCAGCAACAACAACAGCAGAUGCAGCAGGGCAACAACAACGGUAGCGGCAACAGCAACAACACCUUGAUGGGUGGUGGGCUGCCAAAUGGAGUGGGUGGCUUGUUGAUGUCGCAGCAACAACAACAACAGCAGCAGACGCCACCCCAGCAGCAGCAACAGGAGUCCUCGGAGCGGUUGCGCCACCUGCUGACCAAGUCACAAAGCAUGGGCGGACUCGGAGGACUGAGCGACGACGAGAAGUACUUCAAGCCGGAGGGCAGUGAUGAUGAGAAGCUGGGCGGCGGAAGCUUCAAGAUGGGCGGCCAGUCGGGCGGAAUGGGCAUGUUCGGGCCGAUGGGCUCAAUGGGACGCGGUGGACCGAACUCCUCCCUGCUCCACAAGGCCGGCAACUCCCAGAACCCUAUGCUGCUCAAGCUGCUGAACGAAAAGACGGAGGACGAAGAUGGCAACGGAUCUGGUGGCGGUCCUGGCUCCAUGAACAACUCCCGGCAGAGCGAACUGAUGCGCCAGCUGAAGAACCCUGAUGGCGGCAGUCACGGGAUGCACAGACCCAAUGCCAGCGGGAACAUGAGCAACGAGGAUCUUAAGGCCAUGCUGAAGAUCCAGAGCGAUCCGCUGAGCCGCAAAAGAUCGCUCAACGAGCCCGACGACGACAUCUCGGCCAAGCGGUCGGAGGACAAGCCGAGCAAGCUCUGCACCCAAAACAAAAUGCUGGCCAAGUUGCUGCAGAAUCCGCCAAAGUUACCCAAAGCCCCCCCUCCCGAGCAGCCGCUGCAGGUGAAGACGCUGCCGGACAUAACCAGCUCCACGGUGAGCAGUACGCUGGCCGCUCCCGGCAACCUGAUCAGUGCCGGCAGUACUGGACCCAAGGCGGCCGCCAAUCGCAACCGCAAGCAGCAACAGCAACAACAACAACAGCAGCAACAGCAACACAAUGCCAGCAAUCCUGCACAGCAGCAGCAGCAGCCAAACGAUGUCUACCUCAGCCAGCAACAGCAGCAGCUCCAGCCGCCGCAGCUGGCCUUCCAACAGCAGCAGCAGCAGCUGGCGACCACAGCAACUACCUCAAUUACCACAGCGGCCUCCACUUCAUCGGCUGCGGCGGCUGCAGCGGCGGCAGCAGCGGUCUUUCCGGGCGACGGCGACUCGGAGUUGUCCAAGCUGUUGGACAGCGUCAUGGACUAUUAUACGGAUGACACGCCCAUCGUGACCAAUGCACCCUCGGCUGCCUCGGCCAUCAGCGACAUCCAGAAGUCGCUAAUGGAUGUGGAGUCGGCUGCCUUUGGCAACGAUCCGAACCAGCACCUCAUGAUGACCCAGCAGCAGCAACAGCAGCAACAACAACAGCAGCAGCUGCUGGCCAUGCAGGUUGCCCAGCAACAGCAGCAGCGGCAGCAGCAGCAGCAGCAGCAUCUCCAGCAACCGCCCGCCUAUCCGGGCAUGAUGGGCAUGCACCAGCAGCAGCAGCAGCAACAACAGAACCAGCAGCACAUCAUGCAGCGCCUGGAGGCGAUGCGCAACCAGGGCUUCCAGCGACCGCCACCGAUGUAUCCGGCACGUGGCCGCGGGCCCAUGAAUGCGGUGGCCACUCCGGGCGGGGUAGUGCUUCCCGCCCAGCAGCAGUUGCGCAACAUGCGGCAGCAGCAGCAGCUGGCGGCAGCCCAGCAGAAGGAGCGUCUGCUGCAGCAGCAACAGAAGCAGCAGCUACUCGUCCCAGAGAAUGCCACUGGGAUCAAUGCGGGCCUCAACAACAUCAACUCGCUGAUGAACACGACGGUGGCCCCGAACGUGACCCUGUCGCGCACCAACCUGCCCUCGGACGCCCAGCUCAGCCCGAACUUUGCUCAGGCGCUGAUACAGCAGCAGCUCAGUCCUGGCCUCAGCACACCCUACAGUCCGCAGCCCAAUCAAGGCUAUGCCCCUCAGUUCCCGCAGCCCGGUCAGCGUCUUUCGCCGCAGCAGCAGCAGCAGCUCAACCAACAACAGCAACAGCAGCAGCAGCAGAACAACGCCCAGCAGCAGCAGAUGGCCUACCAGCAACAGCAGCAACAGGUGGGUGACGGUGGACGCUCCAACACGCCGUUCGGAUCCAACUCAGGGAUGCAGUCCCCGGGAAUGCAGAACAGUCCCCAGCAGUGGGGCGGCGGCGGUGGAGGAGGCGGUGGCGGUGGACCAGGUGGCCCGUUGCCGGCCGGCAAUGCGGGCAGGACGUUGCAGCAGCACAACCCCAUGCUUAUAGCCCAACUGCAGGGCGUGAGUCCGUAUAAUGCGCGUCAAUACCAACAGAACCAGAGACGCGGCCUGAACUCACCGGGAGCUGUCGGACCAGGUGGUAAUCCAGCGGCAGCGGCAGCGGCGGCACUGCAGCGCCAGAACUCGUUCCAGGGUCAGGGCGGUGGCGGGUCCACGACGCCCGACGGCUCGGGUGUGGGCUUCGGUGGACCGCAGUCGCCCUACGGCGGCAACGUCAACGUGUUCCAGCAGCAGCAGUUGCAGCGACUGCAACGCCAGGGCAGCGUCCCGCAGGCCACGCAACACCUGCCAGGCUCGCCACGCUUUGGCUCCUCACCAGUUGGCAACAACAAUCCCGAUAGCUCAGCCGCCGCCGGCAACCAGCAGCAGCAGCAACAACAGCAACAGCAGCAACAACAACAGCAACAACAUCAGCAGCAGCAACAGUUGAUGAACGGGCUGAGCAUGUCGCCACAUCCGCAUCCCCAUCCGGCGAUGAUGGGCGUGGGCGGUAUGGGCAGUGGCGGCGGCAAUGGCAUCAUUGGCCUGGGCGGCGGCGGGGGCGCCAAUUACGGCAAUCCCCUGGGCGGCUACGGGCAGUCGCAGCAGCAGCCAAAUGAUUUCUAUGGUCGGGCGCAGACCGCUGGAAAUGGCGGUGGCGGCGGCGUAGCCGGUGGUUCGGAUUUCGUCAAGCAGGAGCUCCGGGCGGUGGUCAGCGUGAGGAAGGCGGCAGCCGCUGGAGGCGCCAACGCCGGUGGGAAUGUGGCGCAGCGCGGCCAGACGCCCCAGAGUCCACUGCAGCAGGGACCAGUGAGUGGAGGAGGUGGCGGAGGAGUUGUGGGCGGGGCCAAUAGUACAAACGCCAUGGGCAAUGUAACGCCCACGGGCAGCGGCAAUGUCAGUAACAACUCCAUGCUCAACACACCGCCAGAUCCAACAAUAGGCUUUAGCUUCGAGACGCCGGACUUCUUCACCAGCAGUGCUACGAGGUGACCCUAAGGUGGGUAGGCCUAGGACCCAAGGAUCAGGAACAACCAAAACUCUACUUGCGCACGCAUUUAUGGCUCUAGAUAUCGCAGGAUAAUAGGAAAUCGUAGGACGAAAAGCCGAAGCAUGUAUAUCUAAUUUAAAAUAUUAGCAGCACUAUUACAACCACAAGAAAAACAAAACAAAUAAAAAAUAUAUAUAUAUUUAUUUUAUAAUACUAGCAAAUAUUAAUUGUAAAGAAAAAUGGGAACCUCGUCUGAAAGAAAUUGCAAAAAAAAACCAUUUAAUUACCAGACAUACGCUAUAGUUAAAUAUUUUCAAAAACCGAUAAAGCUGAAGAAAAAAAAAAGGAUAAAAGAAAUGCAUAUUUAUUACGUUUAAAUAUAAAGCCUAAUUCUAAGAGCUAUAUAUACAAAAAAAACAAGAAGAAAAAACAUAAAUAAUUAUGUGGUUAAGUGAUGAGUGUUUCGAGGUGUUGUUGAAUUGAUGAUAUAUAUAUAUGUAUAUUUAAAAAAAAGAAUAACAUAAUACAAUUUGUAAACCAUUGCAGAGGCGUUGACAAACGGCUGCAAUUUGCUAGGCUUUAGAUAUAAUGACAAGCGAUUAAAUAUUGUAUACAUAUUUGAAUGCGAGACAUGAAACAUGUAACACACAAAAACACACAUGUAUAUUUAAAAUUAGUGUUGAAUUUGUUUUCAGUGUGAUAAUUUGUUAAAUUUUAUAUACUAAAUGUUGCUAAUUUGUUGCUGCAAAGGCACGAGGACCUCGACCCCAAAGGCUUUGCUUUAUCUUGGAACAUUUCUUGUUUGUUUAUUUCACAAUUUUUACCAAAACAGACACUAAACAAAAUAAUCCCCCCCCCCCUAUAAUUGUACAUAUUUUUCACUAUAUCAUUUCGCUAAGUUGCGCCCGUCUUAAAAUGUAAUUCAUAAUUUAGUUAAUGCUCGUUUAAAUAUAUACUGUAAUUAAUCUUAAAUACAUUUAUAUCAAAGCGAGAAAGCAAAGCGCGCAAAGCAAAGUCGUUGGCGUUGCAAUUUCAUGUGAAGGCUAUUUUACAGGUUUUGUUUAAACUAAUUUGUAAUCUUAUCCAUUUUAUAUUAACUAUUAUAUAUAUACUAAAUCUAAUACAUCCGAUAAUAUGUAUGUAUAAUUGCUAAAGCAAAGCAAAACGUUUCACGUUUUAUAUUAUGUAAUUUUUUAUUGAUUUUUGAUUUUGUUUAAAUCUUUUAAGUCUAUUAAGUUGGGUUCAAUCGUUAUAAAUAUAUUAUUUUAAAGAGGAAACAAUACAAAUGCUAUACAAAUAUUAUUGAAAUAAAUUUAGUUUCUAUUUUUAUGAAAAUACUGUUUAAACCGCAAAGCCCUAAAUAAAAAUUUACAUACAAUAUA
This is a messenger RNA of Drosophila bipectinata, 8042 nucleotides long. RefSeq names its product taiman (gene tai). Gene Ontology annotation, biological process: positive regulation of transcription by RNA polymerase II; cellular response to hormone stimulus. The record is from RefSeq and is a predicted model, not a curated record. Gene Ontology annotation, cellular component: nucleus. NCBI's taxonomy places the organism in Eukaryota, Metazoa, Arthropoda, Insecta, Diptera, Drosophilidae. Gene Ontology annotation, molecular function: protein dimerization activity; nuclear receptor binding.